Acanthamoeba castellanii str. Neff is the source of this 1023-nucleotide messenger RNA. RefSeq lists its product as uncharacterized. Lineage: Eukaryota; Discosea; Longamoebia; Acanthamoebidae. The record is from RefSeq and is a predicted model, not a curated record. The transcript has 3 exons. Bases 1 to 1023 code for a protein of 340 amino acids.
AUGGACGGCCUCCUCACCCUCGUCAACGACCGCAAUAGGCGUGUGCUCAGGCUAGUCAAGGACCCGAAGGAGUGGCUCGGCCUGAUUCACUGGAGAGGAAAUCGCAAGGUGACGCUGCAUCUCGACCAACCAGUGUCUGGGUCGGCGUCCUCGGUCAAUUUGGGGCGAGUCGAGCUGUCGCUGCAACAGACAGUCGUGCGGCAUGCAACUACCAACACGUCGCUGCUGGCAAUGAUACACGAUGCAGUCUCCAGCGAGUUCCUCGAGUUUAAGGCACAUGCUUCCGCCGACCAAUACACGGAAGUCGAACUGGCAUGGUUCGGCAUCGACCCCACCUCGGUUCCAGCCAUUCGGGCCUUUCGCGACGCUUCUGACAACGACGGACUAAGAUAUGAACGUGCCGCCCUGCGAGACAACCGCUACGGCUGCGUGGUCCUCAGCUUCCCACUCUCCACUCUGUUCUCCGGAACGCCGGAACCGAGCUUGUGGCAGCUGGGCGAGCGGCAAUACACGCGAGAGCUCUCCCAGACUGUGCUGCUGGACCCAACAGGCGGCCCCGUGGCGGUCUACAGGCAGGGCAACGACUGGGCCAUAAUAGGAAAUCAGAGACUGACGCUUCUCUCGUGCGUCGAUGUGACAAUCGCGACUGAUCAGCGGUGGCCGUACGACAUCCACUACCAACCGGAACGCUGGACGCACCCCGAGUUUGCCGUGCAGGGCGGCUUUCGCAUCCGCCCCGACCAAGGUCUGCGCAUCACCUUCGAACCGCACGGCACUGGUGUUUGCGUCAAGGAAAAACGCGGCCGAACGUGCCACGACUGUGAGCGCAGGGUGAAGAAGACGGCGCAACAAGCGCGCGAUGACUUCCUUGCAACGGUCAGAGAAGGUGGCCUCGCCGCCGUGAUGGACGUCCUGCAGUUCCUCCGCGCAUGGCCGACGGCGUUCACCGAUGCCGACCGGGCUGUCCUUGAAGCCGCGAUGCUCCCUCCCCUGCUGCGAGAGGAGGAGGCUCCCGCGCAGUAA